AAAAGACAAUAUAGUAGCAGAUACAUUAUCAAGAAAACUUAAAGCAAAUAUAAUAACAGAAAUUAGUAUCAAAGAAGAUAUUUACAAAAGAAUAAAAGAAAAAUAUAAAAAAGAUAUAUAUCUUAAAAGAAUUUUAAAAGCAUUAAAAGACUCUAAAAGUAAAGAAGCCAAAAGGUUAAAAAAGUAG
Messenger RNA from Scutellospora calospora, 187 nucleotides. The record is from the annotation of a GenBank genome assembly. Lineage: Eukaryota; Fungi; Glomeromycota; Glomeromycetes; Diversisporales; Gigasporaceae.